Molecule: messenger RNA, 2555 nt
Organism: Lycium barbarum (goji berry)
Lineage: Eukaryota; Viridiplantae; Streptophyta; Magnoliopsida; Solanales; Solanaceae
Product: probable L-type lectin-domain containing receptor kinase S.5
Exons: 2
Coding region: 265-2328 (687 amino acids)
Biological process (GO): protein phosphorylation
Cellular component (GO): plasma membrane
Molecular function (GO): protein kinase activity; carbohydrate binding; ATP binding
Source: RefSeq, a predicted model, not a curated record
AGGUGCGUAUUCCAGGUAAUGGCAUGAAAGAGUGUGAGACCAAACCAAUAACUUGUUCAAACUUCAAACUUCUUUUUCUUUCUCCAGCACUAUAAUUUAAGUAUUACUUAUGUCAUUUUCAUCACUGAUUGAUCAAUUGUUUUAUUUGCAUCUACAAAAAAGUAAGACAACCCCAACGUGCUUCAAAGUUUCUGCUCAUUGUUUCCUUCUCUUCCCCCUGUUUUCUUGUCCAUCACCAAAUCUACUUCCUCUGUAGCUGAUGAAAUGGGAUUGUUGACACCAAAAACACUCACCAUUUUCAUAUUUCUUUGCUGUCUUCAAGUCAAACUUCAAGCCAAAAAACUAGAACAUUUCAACAAAGUAUAUCCAUCUUUUGAUGAAACUUUCUUUGACAUCUUUGAAGUUGAAAAGCCUGCAACAAUAAGCAACGCUGCUUUGCAGGUAACCCCUGAUUCUGCUUCAUCUGAUUUCAACCUCAAUAAUAACUCAGGAAGAAUACUCUUUAAGAAACCUUUUAAGCUUUGGGAUGGUGAUGUUUCUGAUAAUAAAACAAGAGUUGCAUCUUUCAACUCUUCUUUUCUUGUCAACAUAUACAGGCCAAAUAAUGAAACUGCUGCUGAAGGUUUAGCAUUCUUGAUUUCACCAGAUUUAGAUAAGCCACCUAAUAGUCAAGGUCAGUAUUUGGGGUUGACAAAUGCUACUACUGAUGGCAAAUCUAGUAACAAAGUUAUUGCUGUUGAGCUUGAUACUUUCAAACAGAACUUUGACCCUGAUGAUAAUCAUAUUGGUAUUGAUCUACACAGUGUUAGAUCUGUAAAGUAUGAAUCUUUAUCAUCCCAUGGUAUAGAACUUGCUCCUAUUGGUGCAAGAUUCUAUAAUGUUUGGGUACAAUAUGAUGGAAUCAACAUGGUUCUUGAUGUUUAUAUUGCUGAACAAGCAGAGAAAAAUGGGUCUACACCACCUUUGCCAAACAAGCCCAUCUUAACAUAUAAUCUUGAUUUAAGAGACCACGUAAAUCAAGAAUCAUAUUUUGGGUUUUCUGCAUCAACUGGGAGUAAUUACCAACUCAACUGUGUGUUGAGAUGGAACAUAACAGUUGAGUAUUUCCCUGAUAAAAAACAUCCAUGGUUGAAAGUUGGUUUAGGUGUUGGGAUUCCAGUACUGGUGCUAUUGCUUCUUGGAGCAGCAUAUAUAGGGUAUUAUUACAACAAGAGAAGAAUUGACAGGUCACAGUCAAAUAUUUUGGGUGCACUAAAAAGUUUGCCUGGAACCCCACAAGAGUAUAAGUUCAAGGCAUUGAAGAAAGCUACCAAUAAUUUUGAUGAAAAGAAUAAGCUGGGGCAAGGGGGAUAUGGAGUUGUUUACAGAGGAAUUUUAGCUGGCGAGGAUAAUAAAGAUAUUGCAGUCAAGUGGUUUUCUAGGGAAAGCAUCAAAGGUGAAGAUGAUUUCUUGGCUGAGCUUACUAUUAUCAAUCGUCUCAGGCAUAAACAUCUUGUCAAAUUGCUAGGAUGGUGUCACAAGAAUGGAAAGCUACUGCUUGUAUAUGAAUACAUGCCUAAUGGCAGCCUAGAUAUGCACCUGUUUGCGGGACCAGAUAAACAGCCGCUGAGCUGGCACGUCCGCUACAAGAUUGUGCAAGGUGUCGCCUCAGCAUUGUCCUAUCUGCAUAAUGAGUACGAGCAGAGGGUGGUCCACCGCGAUCUAAAGGCAAGUAACAUCAUGCUCGAUUCCAAGUUCAAUGCGCGCCUUGGGGAUUUUGGCCUUGCACGAGCCCUUGACAAUGAGAGGACCUCUUAUGCUGAGGCAGAAGGAGUACUUGGCACAAUGGGAUACAUAGCACCAGAGUGUUUCCACACGGGGAAAGCCACCCAGCAAUCUGAUGUGUACGCGUUCGGGGCAGUGUUGUUGGAAGUUGUAUGUGGCCAGAGACCUGGAACCAAGGUUAAUGGCUUUCAAUUCUUUGUUGAUUGGGUUUGGUACUUGCAUCGCGAUGGACGUAUCUUAGAAGCUGUUGAUCAAAGGCUUGGAAAUGACUAUGUUGCUGAAGAAGCAAAGAAACUUCUACUGCUUGGUUUGGCUUGUUCACAUCCAAUAGCUAGUGAUAGGCCUAAAACACAGGCCAUAGUUCAGAUUAUAUCAGGGUCAGCACCAGCACCAGAAGUUCCACCAUUCAAGCCAGCCUUUGUAUGGCCAUCAAUGAUGCCAAUUGACAUAGACUCAAGUGUUAUGGACACAACAUCCAUUACUACUUCUCACUUCAAUUCUGGAUGGAGUCUUGAUUAUCAAAGCAGGGAGAGCCCAUCAUAUGCAGACCACUCUUUGGUGUAGUUACUUUGGUACAACAACUAUUACCAAAAGGAAAAAAAUGAUUUUUUUGGCCGUCUAUUUUUUUUUUAUUUACUGUAAUUAUGUUUGCUGGGAAGGUAAAACAUUUCCUUAAGUUUUUUACAUUUUGGUUUGAUGUUUUUUUGUCACUUCAAUUUAUGGGGCAGGAUCAGAAGAUCAGAACAGCCCAUGUACAUUCAUAAAACUCAUUAGUGUUACAUUAUGUCAUA